Messenger RNA from Pneumocystis murina B123, 1936 nucleotides. RefSeq lists its product as hypothetical. The record is from RefSeq and is a predicted model, not a curated record. Gene Ontology annotation, biological process: synaptonemal complex assembly; replication-born double-strand break repair via sister chromatid exchange; mitotic sister chromatid cohesion. Gene Ontology annotation, cellular component: cohesin complex; synaptonemal complex. Gene Ontology annotation, molecular function: protein binding; chromatin binding. Bases 29 to 1936 code for a protein of 635 amino acids. NCBI's taxonomy places the organism in Eukaryota, Fungi, Ascomycota, Pneumocystomycetes, Pneumocystales, Pneumocystaceae. The transcript has 9 exons.
UUUACAGUAUAUUAGCUUUAGAUAAAGUAUGUUUUACUCACAGGAAAUUUUAACGCGUCGAAAAGGUGGAUUAGGUGUGAUUUGGCUUGCAGCAACUCUUGGAUCUAAGUCAUCAUUUAAAAAGCUUCAGAGAAAAGAGAUUUUAUCAGUAAAUGUUCCUAAAGCUUGUGAAUAUUUGUCAGAACCCCCAGAACCUUUAGCAUUAAGGUUAUCAAGUAAUUUAAUGAUGGGAGUUACAAGAAUUUUUGAUCAACAGUAUGGGUUUUUCUAUACUGAUGUUCAAUUAACUCAUGCUAAAAUUCGUAAAGAACUUGCAACAAUAAGCCUUGAAAAAGCAAAUAUUGAUCUUCCAAAGACGAAGACAAGAACGGAUCUUUUUACCCUUGUAGAUGAUCCGGGAUUUAUGCCGGAUUUAAAUGAAUAUGGAAUGGAAACUUUAACACUACCAUGGCAUCCAGAAACGUCAUUUGAUAUAGAAAUUGGGGUUCAAGAAAGUCAUUCUAGCUCAUUUGAUCUUUCGACAACACCAGUUUCUUUCUCACAACAUACAUUGCCAAGAUCAUCCCUUUCAAUGAAUAAUCAUACUUCUAAGCUUGAUUUUUCAGGCUCAAUUUCACGUUCAGCUAUCAAUAUGAGUGGAUUGAUUGAAAGGGAUACUGAUAUUUUGGGAUCAAUGAACGGGGAACUUUCAUUUGACUUUGAAUUUGAUGCAGAGGGAGAAAUACGAAAGAUUGAGGGAAAACAAAGUGAUAUAAGUUCAUCAAUUCAGAAAAAAAGGAAUGAUGUGUAUAAAAUUGACUCAGAUGAAGGAGAAGAAACUGUAAGAUUUCAACAUGCAGAGGCUAAAAGGCGAAAGAAAUUUAAUCAUACAUUCGAAAAAACGCUGAUGGCUUAUGAGGAGGUAGAUGAGUCUAUGAUUGGUGAGCUUGCGGAGACAGAUUUUUUUGAUAGUAGAGAUCCAUCUUUUGUUCCUCAAAACAGGAACCAUGAAACUAGUUCAAAUACAUAUGAAGACGAUGAUCAACAGAGAAAAAAAAGAAAAUUUUUAGGAAUGAAGACGGAUAUACGUACAGAACUUCCCUCGGAAGAUUUGAUUUCAUGGCGUGACGAUUAUAUCAAAAACAUGGAAAAACAAUCUGCAAUAAAGACACGAAAACUUCAGGAAAAGGCUGCUCUUAAUAAUGUCCACUUUUUCGUUUGGAGUUUUUCAGAGGAAUUAAUGCAUCCUUCUUUAAAAGCCAUGUUUCUAGAUAAUCAAAAGCAAAAAUAUUCUCUCAAACAUAAAAAAAGAACCAAAAACGAACUUAAUGACGAACCUGCUGACAAUAUAGAUAGCUUAAACCAUCAACAAACAGAAAAAAUGCCUGCAAGCAUGAAUUCUUAUUUUGAAGAGGAAAUUGAGUUAGGACGUCAUAUUGAUGAAGAACUCACACGUCGUACAUCUUCUCUUAUGCCAUGGAAUCAAUCCCAUAUUUCUUCUCGUCCAGGAUCAGUAGGUCCGGGAAUGGCUUCUAUUUCUUUUGAUACACCUUCAGUAAGCGCUACUGGCCAUUUUUCUUCUACCAUAAGGAAAAACAAAUUAAUAGCAAGUCCUCUUGCUGAUACAUUGGAAGAUGUCAACAUCAAUAUAGGAGAAGAUAUAAUGGAAGACUUUGAAAUUUUUGAAGCUACAAAUCUUGACACUCAAACAAUAUUACAAGAUAGUCAAUCAACCAUUAUGGAAAAAGAGUCUUACAAUUUUCUAGAAUAUACACAAGCACGUAUUCAUCAAAAAGAAGGUUAUACAAUUACAUUUGAGGAACUAGUUCCUACAUCUAAUAGUUCUCGCUCAGUUGCAUCCCAAGCACUCUGCCAUGUAUUACUAUUAGCUUCUCGUAACAUUUUAACAGUUCAUCAAGCUAAACCUUAUGAAGAUAUAUGUAUCAAGCUUAGCUGA